Ochotona princeps (American pika) is the source of this 1077-nucleotide messenger RNA. It is a transcript of the gene RABL3, whose product is annotated as RAB, member of RAS oncogene family like 3. Gene Ontology annotation, cellular component: endomembrane system. Gene Ontology annotation, molecular function: GTPase activity. Bases 120 to 830 code for a protein of 236 amino acids. The record is from RefSeq and is a predicted model, not a curated record. Lineage: Eukaryota; Metazoa; Chordata; Mammalia; Lagomorpha; Ochotonidae. The transcript is spliced from 8 exons. Gene Ontology annotation, biological process: intracellular protein transport.
GCCAAUCCACACCGUGCAAACUCCGCCCGGCCAAUAAAAUUGAAGGCGCUGCCCGCCAUACGCCGCUGCGAUUGGUGUAUAAUCCCGGAACAGGCGUUACCCGGGAUGGCAGUGGCAAGAUGGCGGCUCUGGAUCGGGUGAAGGUGCUUGUGUUGGGAGACUCAGGUGUUGGGAAAUCUUCCCUAGUCCAUCUUCUAUGCCAAAAUCAAGUGCUGGGAAAUCCAUCCUGGACUGUGGGCUGCUCUGUGGAUGUCAGAAUUCAUGACUACAAAGAAGGAACCCCGGAAGAGAAGGCCUACUAUGUAGAAUUGUGGGAUGUUGGCGGCUCUGUGGGCAGUGCCAGCAGUGUGAAAAGCACAAGAGCGGUAUUCUACAACUCUGUAAAUGGGAUUAUUUUAGUACAUGACUUAACAAAUAAGAAGUCAUCCCAAAACUUGUAUCGUUGGUCACUGGAAGCUCUAAACAGGGAUUUGGUGCCAACUGGAGUCUUAGUGACAAAUGGGGAUUACGACCGGGAACAGUUUGCUGAUAACCAAAUCCCACUACUGGUGAUAGGGACUAAACUGGACCAGAUUCAUGAAACUAAACGUCAUGAAGUUUUAACUAGGACUGCUUUCCUGGCUGAGGAUUUCAAUGCAGAAGAGAUAAAUUUGGAUUGCACAAAUCCACGGUACUUAGCCGCAGGCUCUUCCAACGCUGUCAAGCUCAGUAGAUUUUUUGAUAAGGUCAUAGAGAAGAGAUACUUUCUAAGGGACAGUAACCAGAUUCCAGGCUUUCCUGAUCGAAAAAGGUGUGGGGGAGGAACGUUGAGGAGCCUUCAUUAUUACUGAAUUACACUUAUCCUGGGGAAGACUGAGCAAGCAGUGGCCGUGUUCACAGCUUUCCUCUUGCUGUGUCAGUUAUUGACAUCACAGCCUUUUAAUCAAAUCAUCUUAAAGUGCGAGCCUUCAGCCCUCACCCUCUAAUGGAAAAAUGAAAAGAAGUGACAACGUGGGAGGUGCGGACUUUUCCCUGGCUCCCUCUGCUCCUCACCUUUCUGUCCCUGUUUAUAGAUUCUGUAAAAGCCUUGUAGAAAUA